Messenger RNA from Trachymyrmex septentrionalis, 1829 nucleotides. It is a transcript of the gene Nap1, whose product is annotated as nucleosome assembly protein 1-like 1-A. The transcript has 8 exons. Gene Ontology annotation, biological process: nucleosome assembly. Gene Ontology annotation, cellular component: nucleus; chromatin. Lineage: Eukaryota; Metazoa; Arthropoda; Insecta; Hymenoptera; Formicidae. The record is from RefSeq and is a predicted model, not a curated record. Gene Ontology annotation, molecular function: chromatin binding; histone binding. The coding region runs from base 297 to 1304 and encodes 335 amino acids.
CUCUUCGUAUCGCGCAUAUACCCGCGACCCAACCGUCGUUAAAGAGGCAGCAGCGACCGGUCCGUUGCAGUCCGUUGUUCGUUUUCUGGUUUCGUCAGGUUUGGUUUUCACCUAUCUCACACGCGGAUCCCGACUUCGUGAUACGAAGUAAUAUGACAACCGAUCCGGAACGCGCCGCCAAUGCUAGCGGUACAGAAUCCGUUGAAGACGAAGACGAUAACCAUCGCAAAAUUUUACGUAGACCUGAUGUGUUAGCUGCUCUUCGAGAUGGUAUUACUGCAGCAGGUUUUUAGCAAAUGCAGUCUCUUCCUGCUCCUGUUAAACGCAGGAUCAAGGCAUUGAAACAAUUGCAACUCGUCACUACUAACAUUGAAGCUAAAUUUUAUGAGGAGGUCCAUGCCUUGGAAUGUGAAUACUAUAAAAUGUGUGCGCCCUUAUAUGAGAAGCGGUGUGAGAUAAUAUCGGGUGCUUAUGAACCAACUGAUGAACAAUGCGUUUGGGACAGCGAUGAUGAUGAAGAAACGCUAAAUAAUUAUAUGAAAGAGAAAGCAAAGAUCGAGGAUUCUGUAGAAACAAAGGAAACAACGGAGAAUGAGGAUGAUACUAAAGGCAUCCCCGAUUUCUGGCUAACAAUAUUUAAGAAUGUAAGUACUCUAUCCGAAAUGGUUCAGGAACAUGACGAACCAAUCUUGAAGCAUCUACAUGAUAUCAAAGUAAAAUUUCUGCCAUCAAAUCCAAUGGGAUUUAUUCUUGAAUUUUAUUUUACGCCCAACGAAUAUUUCUCGAACGCAAUACUCACUAAAGAAUAUAUUAUGAAAUGUACUCCAGAUAAGAAUGAUCCAUUCAGUUUCGAAGGACCGGAGAUAUAUAAAUGCAAAGGUUGCGUAAUUGAUUGGAAAAAAGGCAAGAAUGUUACAAUUAAAACUAUUAAGAAAAAUCAGAAGCAUAAAUCUCGAGGAUCCAUGCGUACCGUGACGAAAACUGUUCAAAACGAUUCCUUCUUCAAUUUCUUUAGUCCACCAAUUGUGCCAGAAGACUCGGAAGCUGAUAUGGAUGAUGAUACUCAAGCUUUACUAACCAGCGAUUUUGAAUUAGGCCAUUAUAUUAGAGAACGCAUAGUUCCUAGAGCUGUACUUUACUAUACAGGCGAAGGUUUAGACGAUGAAGACGAGGAUUACGAGGAUGAGGAUGAAGGAGAUGAUGAUGAAGACGAGGAAGACGAGGAAGAAGAGGCAUCUUCUCCUGUUAAUGCGCCUUCAGGUGGGAAACAAGGCGAUGAUCCCAAUGAGUGUAAACAACAGUAGAAUUACAUUAAUUGUGCCGUAAUGAGAAAAGAAAAAAAAAUCGUUCGUGCGUUACAGUAUGCAACAACACACUAACGACACCUCUGACCGAUAACUGCCUAGAUAAUCCUGCACCUUGUGGCUCCAAAUGUAAUCCCUGUUCUUCGUAUCAAUCAUCUAAUCAUAUCAUAUCUCCUAUUCCAGAUCAAGCAUAGAACUCUUCAACAUACCAGUGAUACAAAAAAAACAUUUAACAAAAGAAAUUAUACGUACCAAUCUUCCCUAUAUCGCCGUUGAUGAUGAGUAGAAUGUGCGCCUCAUUAUACUUCUGCUAUAAGGUUUUAAUCAUAAGUAUAUAAUAAUUGCUCUCGCUCUCGACACUAAUUAUCAAUUUUUAAUUGCUUCAUUUUAUACUACUUGUUACGUUUUUAUAAUGCGCUGACAGAGAGGUUGUUCGAAUUCUUUUCCGAGAAACGCACGUUGCUCUAUGGAUAAAUUUUUGGGUACUGUUGAAGCAUUUUUAAUACAAAAGUGAAGAAAAAAAUA